Corapipo altera (White-ruffed manakin) is the source of this 16742-nucleotide messenger RNA. RefSeq names its product regulator of G protein signaling 7 (gene RGS7). The coding region runs from base 434 to 1921 and encodes 495 amino acids. The transcript has 19 exons. Gene Ontology annotation, biological process: intracellular signal transduction; G protein-coupled receptor signaling pathway; regulation of G protein-coupled receptor signaling pathway. The record is from RefSeq and is a predicted model, not a curated record. Lineage: Eukaryota; Metazoa; Chordata; Aves; Passeriformes; Pipridae.
GCCGCUGUUUUCGGUGAGCGAGCCGAGAGCGCCGAGGAGGAGGAGAAGGAGGAGGAGGAGGAGGGCUGCUGCUGCUGUGUGGCGGAGCAGCGGCAGCGGCAGCACCUUUGACGUGCCCGUCCCCCACGUGACGGCCGCUCCAUUGCGGGGAGGGAGCUGAGCCGCCGCCGCUCCGGCAGCGCACGGGAGAGCCGCAGCCUCGGCGGCGGCGGCAGCAGCGGCGGCAGCAGCAGCAGCAGCGCCUCCGCCCGCAGUGCGUGUGUGUGUGUGCGUGUGUGUGAUGAGCGAUCGCCGCGUCCCUCCGCCCGCCGCCGGCUGACACCCACCGCGCGGGGCGCGCCAGGAGCAGCAGGAGGAGGCAGGAGCCGCGGCCACCGCGCAGUGACCUUGGCCCAGGAGUGCAACAUCCAAAAGCGGAUCAAAUUUGUGGGACAUGGCACAAGGAAAUAAUUAUGGACAAAGCAGCAACGGGGUGGCUGAUGAAUCCCCAAACAUGCUGGUGUACAGAAAGAUGGAAGAUGUCAUAGCCCGCAUGCAAGAUGAGAAAAAUGGGAUUCCUAUUCGCACAGUGAAAAGUUUUCUUUCCAAGAUCCCCAGUGUCUUUUCUGGUUCAGACAUUGUUCAAUGGUUAACGAAGAACUUAUCUAUAGAAGACCCAGUGGAAGCUCUACAUUUAGGAACACUGAUGGCAGCACAUGGCUAUUUCUUUCCAAUCUCAGACCAUGUUCUAACACUGAAGGAUGAUGGCACCUUUUAUCGAUUCCAGACACCCUAUUUUUGGCCAUCUAAUUGUUGGGAGCCGGAAAACACAGACUAUGCUGUUUACCUCUGCAAGCGGACAAUGCAAAACAAAGCAAGGCUAGAGCUAGCAGACUAUGAAGCUGAGAGUUUGGCCAGGCUACAGCGAGCAUUUGCUCGGAAAUGGGAGUUUAUUUUUAUGCAAGCUGAAGCACAAGCAAAGGUUGACAAGAAGAGAGACAAGAUAGAGAGGAAGAUUCUUGACAGCCAGGAGCGAGCAUUCUGGGAUGUGCACCGUCCAGUGCCUGGAUGUGUAAACACUACUGAAGUGGAUAUAAAAAAAUCUUCAAGAAUGAGAAAUCCACAUAAAACAAGAAAGUCUGUCUAUGGCUUACAAAAUGACAUUCGAAGUCACAGCCCUACCCACACGCCAGUACCAGAGACUAAGCCACCCACAGAAGAUGAACUACACCAAGAGAUUAAGCACUGGCAAAUGCAAUUAGACAGACAUAGAUUAAAAAUGUCAAAAGUUGCAGAGAGUCUAUUAGCUUAUACAGAGCAGUAUUUGGAAUACGAUCCUUUUCUUGUGCCCCCUGAUCCAUCAAACCCUUGGAUAUCAGAUGACACCACUUUCUGGGAACUGGAGGCAAGCAAAGAGCCAGGACAGCAGAGGGUGAAACGAUGGGGGUUUGGCAUGGAUGAAGCUUUGAAAGACGCUGUGGGAAGAGAGCAGUUUCUGAAAUUCUUGGAGUCAGAAUUCAGUUCAGAAAAUUUAAGGUUCUGGUUAGCAGUAGAAGACCUGAAGAAGAGGCCUAUCCGUGAAGUCCCUGCUCGUGUCCAAGAAAUCUGGCAAGAAUUUCUUGCUCCGGGUGCACCCAGCGCUAUCAAUCUAGAUUCAAAAAGUUAUGACAAAACCACUCAGAAUGUGAAGGACCCUGGAAGAUACACAUUUGAGGAUGCUCAGGAGCACAUUUACAAACUGAUGAAAAGUGAUUCUUAUCCUCGUUUUAUACGAUCCAGUGCCUACCAGGAGCUGCUACAGGCCAAGAAAAAGUUGGAAAACACUCUGGAUCGUCGAACAUCUUUUGAGAAAUUCACACGCAAUGUGGGCAGAAACAUCCCAAUUUUCCCAUGCCAUAAAAACUGUACACCAACACUGAGGGCGAGCACUAACCUGUUAUGAAAAGAGGUAAAGGCUUCCUGUAAUAUGCUUUGAAUCCACUGUAAUCAGGAAGAAAUUUGGAUUCAAUGGGACAAAGUCAGUAAAGGACACUAAAAGUAAAUAAACAGCCACAAAGGAAACUAUCCCAGUGUUUGAAACAAAAACCCCUAUGUUUUGCAUGGUGGUGUUGCCAUAGCAUGUUGCAGUGUGAUUUGUGUGUUGUCUCAGCAGGUUGGAUCUAUAAAACAAGAUUGUACAUGAUAACUUUAUCCAUAAUUCCACUAUAAUUCUGUAGGAAGUUCCAUAUUAAUAAAAAGUCUAUAAAAAAGAGUGCAGAGAGUGGGUAAUACAUCCAGGAUCUCUGAGAGCCAGACUUUUUCCCAGUCAUGGUGCCUGGCAAGCUGCAAUGCUACAUUUAUUCACGGCAUUUUGAACAGCCCACAGGUCAGGAGUUGGCUAUGGUAAAGAUUAUGUGAACAGGUGGCUAUGAGGAGAGAAAUGGCAAGCUGCAGAUAGAUGGGAGGAGAAUACAGCACAAAGAGAGAAAAAGUGAAGACAGACUGGAGACACUGAAAUCACUCCCAGAGCACUGUUGUGCAGUUCUGGGCACAAAUAUGGGAGCAUUGUGCCCUGCAUCCAUGCCCAGUUUUCACUGUGCUAAUCUCAGGGCAGAAGUACCAGAAUAGCAGGAUGCCAGAAACGCAAAGCAGGCCCAGUAAACCAGCUGUGAACUACAAAUGAGAAUGAGGAUUUCUGGAUAAGAAGCAUUAGUACUUCAGUAGAAGAGGGAGACUUUUUUUUUUUUUUCCACAGAGCAAUCUGUAAAAUAAAAUCUGUGGUUUUGCUGCCUUUUAGUCUGUCAAGUCAGGUCAGGUAUGAAAGAAAAACAUGUCUCUAUUGGAUCUAUUCAGAUGACUGAAUUCAUGUUACCCACUUCCUCAGGACCCCUUGCCACAAGGCAUCCUUGUUCUUCCACUCUUGUUCUUGGCUGUGAUGAGUUUAUAAUAUGUAAUUAUCUACGUUGGUACACUGGUUCCAACUAGCAGGGAUGAGGGAAACAUUUCUCAGAAUAUCCUACAGUGUGCUGAUUAACUUGCUCAACUGUGAAGCGAGGGACUGACUGUAGAAUAGAUCUGUUCUACAGAACAUAGUGUGAAAUAGGUCUUCUACAACCUAGAUAAAUGCUGUCAUCUCUGAAUGAUUUAGUAAGAUGAAAUUUACAGUUUCUCUUCUCCUCUGAUGGUUUACAAUAUUUAGAUUAAUUUUCACUGGAUUUUUUGUCACUUAUAUCAAAGUGGAUUUGGAUUGAACUAAAUUAGACCUCAGUUUUUUCCGUUUGAAAUGUUUAAAAAACCCCAGUAGCCUUGGUUGUGUCUAGGGACUCAAUCUGAGAAGAUGGCCAUGUAAUUCAUAACCUGAUUUGUUAAGAUGGUGACUCUAAGAGGCUCCUGAUCAAUGUUAAUUGAAAUUGGGUUAUACUUGCUACAGAAAGAAUUUGUUAAACUAGAAACUUUGUAAGGGCAAUUACACUGUACUAUUUCAUUAAUUAUGUGGAAAUAACCUAUUAUAAUGAGUCACUAUUCUAGUCUGAUGGGGAAAAAAUAGAAGUGAUCUAUAUAAACAAAUCUAUAUAAACAAAAACACUAGGCUCAGCUCUGUAUCUCUUUGACAUUAAAGAGUUUUUUUUCCAGAAAACUUUCAAUAAGUUGGGGCACUUCACGAAAGCCCUAAAUGCUCAGCUUAAAAACACUAUUUAUCUUGCUCUGUGGAUUUUAUCAUGCAAAAUUGCUAGUGCCUUCAGCAUAGUGCAACAAACAGUAUGAAUGGUGUUAGAAACAGGACUGCAUUCACAUAAAUAUACAGAAGCAAUAGCAAACUGGCAUUUGCAACAUGUAAUUUUUACUACCGAACACUUUAUAUUUUGCAUCCGAGUAGUAACCCCAGCUAUUCUUGGUUUGCCUCAUUUCCUCACGCUCCUGGGUAUUGUGUGAAAAUAUAGAACACAUACACUUCAGCACUACUGGAAUGAAGCUGUUAGAUAAGUGCAUUGCCUUGGAGUAACACUGGCAACCACAGGUGUCACAGCUCUGAGUCUGAGGCACAGAGAGCAGUGACAGUGUGCACUGUGCUUUCCCCCCCCCCCCAUCUAGAUCAGCCCCUCAGCUUCCUCUUUGAGAAUAAUAAAGGUCCAGUCACCUGCAGUUCCCCAAGAGAAGCUAAAGGUCUAUGUCAGGGAGCAGGAGGGUCUCAUCACAUGCUAUAUCAGUAGAGAGACAGAAAUCAACUGUUUCUGUGGUGUUUAAAAACUGAAAUUCUUUCAAGGAAUUCACAUGGAGAAAAAAUAUAUAUAUAUAAAAAAAAAAGAAAUUAAAAAGCCCAGCAAACUUGCUCUACCUCAAGUACUAAUAUCUGCAUUACAGGGGAAUAUACACUGGUAAUGUUGAUGGGAACAAAGAGGUCUUUUAAGGAACAAUUAAGGAACAAUUUUGUGAACAAUUUCUCAUGUGUGCAAGACUUGUGACAGAGGCAGACUGAGCAAGACAACUUUGUGAGCCCUAGCCUGGUGCUUAACUCUGAUUAUCUGUCUGGAACCCUUGAAACAAAGGGAACUGAUUUACAGGAGAGUGGGCUAAUUUAAUUUCCACUCCAUCCAAAUUUUAUUGUCCCACCAGGAACAAAGUUAAUGGGGUGAGAAGUUGUAGCCUCUCUCCUUAGAGCUGCCUGGGGGGAGAUACAAAACAGACCAAACAGUUCAUAUAUUAAACUAGAGACCCAUUGAACUAUAGAUAUCUCCACUCAUAACCUCAUAAACAAGGCCCCAUUUAAUAAUUCCGACUUUAAACCCAUUAUAUCUUACAUUACACAUACCCUUUCCAGCUGUCUUCUUCCACUUACCUGGAAGAACUUGCUGAUCAGAGUCCUUUCAUUUUUUCCUCCUCCAAACAAGUAACAACAGACUAUUUAAUGCAAGUGAUGCAAAAUGCCAAGUUCAUUGAACAGAGCACAUUGACAUUUUCACAGAAUCCAAUGUGUCUUAACAUGACACAGUGAAAUAUGGCCUAGAAUUGGAAGUUACAACUCAUAAAAAUAGCUUCCCCUGUUAUUAUCAGUGGAUCAUAGACUUUCUAGAUGCUUAAAUGAGUGUAAUCUCUUGUUGUGUUAAAAUCUGUCCAUUUAUUGAGAAACAAGGCAGAUAAUAUAUGAAUUUCAUCUGUUAAUCAAGAAAUUUUUCUAUGAACAGAUAAAAUUUAUGUACACAAGGCCCUACUGUUCCAGACCAAAAGUCCAUCUAGUCCUGAAAUUCUGCCAAGGGCUAGAUUUUUCUCAAGCAUAGCAUUGCCCAAGAACUUCAAUGCAGUAUCAGCUAAAGGAUCUCAUUUUGAAUUUACUUACAUGUUAUUCCCAAAAUUUAAACAACAAAAAAAAUCUCGUGAGAAGAAAAAUAAAUCACAAAGCUACUUAUUUGACCAAUACAAAACAAGAAUGAAAACAAUAACUAUGUGCUUUUUCCAUUUCAGAAAAGAGAUAUCUUAUUGAUAUUUGACUAAAAAGGACAAAUAAAAUAAUUGAAAUUUUUAGUUUGAACUACUAACUACUCAAAAACCCUGUAGUUUUAGGGUUUUUUUAGGGGUGGAAAAUCAUGAAGGACAUGCCAGUAAGGACUGGCCUCCUUUUGCUGUUCUGCUGUGCCUGGAGCUGAGGUGCUGUGUGUUGUACUGGAAGAGAGGAGCUUGAGGAGUAGCACUUGCACAGCCAGGUUCAUCUAAGUAAGGGGCCAGCAAGGACUGGUCAGGUAUUAGGCCAGUGUCUGCCAUUUUCCAGCUGACAAACACUUACCUGAUUCUUAAGCUGUUUGCAGGAGUGAGAACUGCAGACAGAUAUGGAAACCUGAGGGGUUGGGCCCAGGACAAACAUAUUAAAAAUAUUUUUCCUAAGCAUUAGUCCCUUGGAAACCCACACUUCAAGUUCAAACUACUCCAUUUGGCAAGAGUUUGUAGGUCAAUCACAAGUGAGAACAACUCAUCAGUAAGUGUAAAGAUAAGUGUAAAAGGAGAAAGAAGUGGAGAGUGUCACUGGUUAUAGAAUGAGCCAAAACAGGAAAGCUGUUGUUCAGUUUCUGCCUCCUGUCCUCAGAUCGUUGCAGGAAAGAGUAUGGCCCUAAUGAAUAGGGAAGAGACAGCUAAAUCCCAGCCAGAGGAGGAAGGAUUUCCCUGCACAUGCAAACACUUAAUGCUGCAGCUGUGCUGACAACUCAUGCCCCAAAUUCAGUAAAUAUUAACCUCCUCCCUUCCUCACAUAUGAAAGAAAAAUACACCUGCACAGGUGGCUGAGAGCAGCAUCCUGUGCUCCUGUGGAAACUGAAGCAGAAUUCUGAUCCCCUGAGCAGUGCUAAGGCAAUUCCCCUUUGCUAGUGAAGCAAGGGCUGCCUAAAUUUGGAAAAGGACUUACCUCUUCUGUUCCCAUGUCUCUCCAGCUGUGCUCCUGUCAGGGGUAGUUUAUACACCAGCUCUGUGUGUAGUGCACUGCAAUGUCACUUGGAAGCUUUCCCCACUGAUGCCGGAUGAGCUGCCAGUGUGCUGCAGGUGUUUCACACAAGCAGAUGGGGAACUGUGAAAGCAAGGAGGGUCAAUUCUUGCUCCACAUUUCAUUGUGCUCACAGUGGGGUUCACUCUCCUCUUCCCUUUCCCCAUCAGAUUACAUGGAGUUUUCAUUUUUAGUUCUACCAGUAUCGGUCCUGGGGAGUAGCAUCUGCACUGGCAAUAAAAAACCGUGAAAAAGUAACCACUGAGAUUGCUUAACAGAAAGGAGGAUAAUUAGUCUUCUAAAACGAAAAGACUUGCUCUUCCUCUAUCUAUAUAUCUAUAUCAAAUAUAGGCACUCCAGCCCCUAUAUACAUUUCAUAUAAUUUUCUUAUAAAUCAGAUAUGUACUGAGGUUGUUGCUGAUUUGUUUGCCAGGUUGAGGAGUUAAUGUCAUACUGCAUAAAUGGGUCAGUCAGCAUAAUUGUAUUUAGCCACUCAUACACCUGCACAUGGCUUUGUAGUUUUCCCCCUAAAUUCUGUAGCGAUAAAGUUGGAGGUACAACUCUAUUUUAAACAGUUAAUACACGGGACUGAAUGCUGAGGCCAAUUGAUAUACUUUUAGUACUCUUUUAAAGUACUUUUUUAAGGUACCUUUUAAGUACUCUUAGAUGUACUUUUUCACUUGUUCGCUCCAGCUGCUGUCCUGCCUCCUUGUACUCUGACUCCCUUGUCAGGUUAUGUGUGCAGGGUUUCAUUUCGGAUUGUGUAUUAUUAGUAAAAUUCUUAAAAAGUUGCAAUUCAUAUGUCCAGAGUGCACUAAUACAGCCAAAAAAACCCUAAUCCUGUUUAGAAUUUGGCCAUUUACUUCUAAGUAUUGAAGGCAAGAAUAUAUUGAAAAUAUUAAGGUUCUCCUUUUCAUUAUUCAGACAAACACCUACUGCUUCUUCUGACUUUUUUUCCCCAGUUGUUCUUUAAUCUCAUUAGCACAGGAAACAUCUUCCUAUGCGUGAUGACUCAUAUGCUACACCUCUGAAAACCGGACUGUUAGAUACAGGUUCCCAAAUCAAAAUUUGGCUUAUGGAAAUGCUGUUAACAUUGUAUCUCAAGAAAUAUCUAGGCUCAGUUCUUAAAUUAUGAGCCACAACAGAUGAUCCUUACAUCAGACUGUAAAUUGAGUAAAUCUGGAAAUCUCCUUGAAGUGAUAGUUAUGAAACACUAGCUUAGAGAGGUAAAAUAAAAGUAUGCUUGAAAUAUUCUGUAAUGUGGAAAAUAACAAGUCCCUGCAGCUCUAAUAAGAAGAUGUGAUAAUUCUAUAUUUGGGGCUGCUGUGGGUUCUGUGUAUUAAAAGUUUAUUUUCCUAAUCAGAGAACUUAGUAUGAUUCAGUAUAAACAUUGGAGAGGAUCUCUUAAGGAGGGUGUAUCUUCUAACUUGUCACUUUUCCAACUAUAAGAUAAAUUAGAACUACUAAUGCCUUGAAAAAGACCACAUGUUGUUGUUCAGAUGGAGAGUUUGUAUCUGUAAGAACUGUAAUAUUCUCUGAGGCAGAGAGGGGACAUGAUGGAGAGGACCACCCAGAGAAUUCCUGAUCACUGUAGGGAUUAGGAGAAAAAGUAUCCAAAAACUAGCAAUAUCUUGGGAGCAAAUGGUGUGGAAUGCAGAAAAAAAUUGUCAUAACAACUCACUGUGUCUCUAGGAGACGAUUCAAACAACAUGUAGAAAAAGAUUAUACAAAUCAGAUCAACUAAUAACUACUUUUUUGCCUGACUUUAGGUCAAAACUUCCUAGUUUAUUUGAUAACAUAAUUAAUUCCUGAGAUGUUAGAAUUAUGGUUAAUUUAAAAAUACCAUCAAUUUUAAAACUCCUAAAUAAUUGUUGCAAAUAAUAAUAAAAAAUUAUUUCACAGAUUUUAUACCACAACAAGAGCUUAUGCAGCUUUCCAGUGUGGUAUUGAGAAAGUUGUUUUAAUAGCUAAUAGAGAACUCUUAGUUUUCUUAUUUUAAUUAAGUGGGUUAUGCAGUUAAGUAUUAAAGGGAACCCAUACAUAUUUACAGAAGGUAGCCAGACCUGUAGACCUGUAAAAUUAAAUGCACAUAACUUAAUGAAAGGCAAAGAUAAGCAUAUGUUCAAUAUUUUCUGAGAUUAUGUCUGAGACUGCCAGUCAUGAAUUGUCUAACAAAACACUUAAUUUUGGACAUGCUCUUUUAAAUUGUAUUCCAGUGCUACACUGCUGUUGAAGCUUUUUUAACUAUUUAAAAAGAAAAGAUGUCUUAUCGUAACAACUUUCCUGUUGCAUUAGAGCAAAACAUAAUUUAAGGGUUAACAAGUGUCAAGAAGCUGUGAAUUUAAUACAGGUAGAAAGAGACAGAUACAGGGAAUACAGUGUGCCAGGAAGGACACUUUCCAUCUUUUGACAAAGCAAGUAUUAAUACUGUCAGCUGAUAUGGUGAACCUGAUGGAUGAGCAGCCUAACCCAACAUUGCAAACAUGAGUUCCCUUCCAAGUUAUAUUGUAGGGGAAGUAUCCAUCCUAAUUUGUUCAACUUGUAUUUCAGAGCACAAAGAAUAAAAUAGUUAUUCUUCCUUUUAUGAAGACCACUGUGAUAUAUUGCAUCUGAGCAAAUGCUCAAAACCAACUUACAGAUCCCUGUGAGCAUAAAUUUAAUUGAUAAUGACAAUAGAUAUUACAUUGUGUAAUUUCACUGAGUUAUAAUACUGCAGAUGGUAACAAUUUAUUGAUAUAGCGAAAGAAGUUCAUUUAGCAUUUACUGCAUAAAAUGAAGUAUCUCUCCAUAGUUGCAGUAUUUCCUAAUGUAUUCUCCUUGAAAUCAGUUUGAUAUUUCGGAGUUGGGCACUUAAAAUGAACAAUACAAUAAAUGUAAGUAUUAAAUAUCUAACUGGCAAGUUAGAGUCAUUUUCCAUUUAAUUUUUUAUGAUAUAUUUGUGUUACAUUAUCAGGGUAUGCCUGUGAUAUUUUGAGGAAUGAUGUCAGCUUGCUGUGCCAGCUCUGCCUCUGUUGGAUCAGAGCCACGGUAGGAUGGCCCUCGGAGAGCUAACUCCUUCUGUGUGGCCGUAGGAGAGCUAAUUCCUGUUCUGUGGUUCCUGUCUGGCUCAGAUAAAGCUCAAAUCUGCUUGAAAUAUACCAUGGUGACAUAUCAUCCUCUUCACACUGUAGACCUAGCUCUUGUGGGACAGUCAUUACACCUUAUUAAAAGAACUUGCUAAAAAAUUGAAACCACAUCCUUGCAACAGGAGAAAUUAUGAGGAAAACAAUAAUAUGGAAAUCCGAACAUCUUCAAAGAAGCGUUAUACAGUCACAUGUAAUAUACCUGACCAAUGUUUCUUAUAAAUAGUAAAUGUGGUCUCAACAAGCCUAUAGCUGUGUUCAUGAAAAACCUGUUUUCCUGCCUAUAUGCAAUUUGCCUCUUACUUUCUUACCUUAACUUGAAAGUAGCUUUUUGUCUUCUUUGACAGAGCUACUGCAGUUUGCACAUUCAUCUUUGAAGCACAAGGCACUCUUGCAGUAGCCUUCUUCACGUUCUGGGUACAAUUGACAGCAAAAACCUCAGCAUCAGUUUCUCAUCAGCCAAAACCAAUCUCAUUCAAAAAUGGUCUUUAAAUUUGCUGGCUUGUUCUGUGAAACAAUCUGACCAGCUGGCAGUGCAGGUGUUUAAGCGUGAGGACUUCCUGUGGUUUAAGAUUUCACAGGCUCCAGUUGGUGCCCCUAGUUACUUGAGGGUGAUGUGGCAACACUGAGUGGUUGCUGAUGAACAGGUUUGCAGUGAUCAUGCCUCUGUUUUCUGUUUUUGUUUUUUGUUUUUAUCUUUUCCUCAGGGGAAAUCGCUCACAUCAAAGAGGUUAACCAGUCUAGUGCAGUCCUACUAAAAGGAUCACCUUGUAGCAUGGAAGCAGACUCAAAUCAUUAUACAUACUUUGUAGCUCACUGAUUGCCUGACUCAGAGGACAGUAGAACAAGAUGUUGCAUGAGCAAGGACCUGACUUGUUUUCUUUUGUGUAUACUAAGGCAUUACAGACUCCGAGGGACUCUCUAGCCUUUCGAUGCCUCCAUUUCGAAAACUGUCUGCUCACUUCCUCCUUCAUAUCAAGCUGGAUCUGUGUCUUUUUAUUUUCUGCAAGCUCAAGUACAGUGAAAAAAAAGCUUCUGCUAGGCACAGUUUAUUUAAAAAAAUACGUCAAUCAAAAACUGGAAGAAAUGUAAAAAAUGCAUAUAUUAAUAAAUAUACAUAUGGCAUCACAUUUAUUGCACAAUAAAUUAGCACAGAAGGUUUCAUUUCACUGAUGUAUUCACAUUGAGAAAGAAAGCCUGUGUCUUUGUCUGUUGUCUGUAUAUUCUCUGUUAAUGUUUCUUGCAUUUAUUUUUAUACCAUAUUUAAAAAAGAACACCUUUUACUCCAGAUGUAUUAAAGUUGAUCCUUUCUCUGUAAAUUUGUGUAUGUUUAUAUUGUUGUUUUAUCUUUCAUUAAAAGAUGCAGAAUCUCUUUCCUUUGGGAAGUUUGAGAUUUUAAUAUUGAAUCUGAAGAUUAGUCAAGAGCAAAAUGAUCCCCAAAAGUUACACACCUUGUGCUUUCUAAAAAGGUGACAUGAAAUGGCAUUUUCUUUCUCUCAGUGACACCUAAUCAAGCACACUUUAUUGCUAAUCAUUUACUUUUUCUUUUCUCUUUAUCAAGCUAGCAGCAGAGAGAUUUUCCAGCUUGCUCAUCAUCUCAUAAGCAAACCUUUCUUGAAGCUAGACCCAUUCUAUAAUAGUACAGUCUGCGCAGCAAUUCAGUCGCUACCCCAGACCAGAUGAACUGAACUGCAUUUCCUUAGGAACAGACAUGAAACAAUUCUGCCCAAGAACACAAGAGUAUACUUGCUGAAUAGGAAGGGCAGUGUUUCUUUCUUCUUGUUGUCACCUGUGAUACAAAGCAACAUUUUAAGCUGAAAAGGUAGUACUAAGUAUACAGUCUGUAGUGUAAACCUCCAGUAGUAAUGCAGGAGGCUAUCAUUUUAAUUCAGGGGCUCUGUUUGGGUGUGCUGUUGUACGUCCACUGCUGAGGUUACUCACGCAGAGUUCUGUUGACAGGUUUAUGAGCGCAUGCAGAUGUUGCCCAUGAGACAGCAGAUAUGGAGCUUCUGAAGCUAAUCUGAGCUGGAACCAGAAAUCUCUGCUCAGCCUAAAAAACAACACUUUCAACUGAUAGAGGUGGCAUAAGGAUACUGGUCAGAAAUUCUGAGUAGAAAAGCAAAGAUGGGAACUAAGUCAAAUGAUAAAAUGCUGAUACCUCCAGGGCAUCAUAGGGCGCACAGGACAAACAAGCCUUUUUAGCAAUGCACAGAAUAGACUCAGGAAAGCCAACUCUAGUACCAUCUGUCAUGAUGACUUUGGUUUGAUAUUGAGAAAUGCAAUCUUGUUUUGAAGGGACUACCGACCCUAAAAAUGUGCACACACACACACACAGUGGGACAGUCAUAGAUACAAGCAGACAAUCAGUUUGAAUGCACUAAUACCGGAGUAAUCUCAUUUAACAUCCGAUACCUGUCUGCAUUGUUGCCACUAAGGACAGGACUCCUGCACAGACCAGCAAUGGGCAGAAGGGAGUUGAGCUACCUUCUGCCUCACUUCUCCACUGGCUCUGUCAGUAGCCUUGUGCAGCCGUAGCCAUGAAUGCAGCAUCUUUAAAGAGGCAGUCUGAGUGAAACCAGUACAAAAGGCAUUAUAAAUCACCAUGAAUGGCUUUUCUCCAUGUUCUGCUCAGAUGAGGUUUCUUGAGGUUUGGGAUUUCUGUUUGUUCUUUGUUUUCACAUGCCACUGUGUUUCUGGUUUCUAGAUAGGAUGACAAUCACUGCUUUAAAGUGUCUCCAUUUUUGUUAGCACAAUUCUACUAAGGUUUUAUGGAAAUGCCCCAGAGUUUGAUUUUAUCAAGAGCUCCAUCUAGGUCAACUUAAAAUGUUCAAAACCUAGGGAGGUCAGAUGAAUUUUAAUAAACAGCCACACUGAAUCCCAGAUCUUAAGCUUUGAGAUUUAAUUUUACCACAGAAAUGUGAGCUCUGAGGCAAUGAACUUGGGGCCAGGCAAUCAACAGAAAUUUGAGCUCUGUUUCACUUCUCAGUGCCAAAUAGAGAUAUUUAUUUCCAAACUCCCACUGCCACCAAUUGCAUCGACUGGUAUAUUGCCUGCUUUGCCUUCACAGUUAACCAAUUAGAUACCAGUGUUUGCUUCAAAUAAUGACUUCCUUCAAAUAGCUAACAUUUCAAAUUCAAGCAUUAGGCAUUUCAUGCAACUUCAUCCUAAGAAUUUUUUUUUUAAAUCACUUUGCAACACUAACUGGUUGAUAAAAAGAUGUGGAGCAUUUGUAUUCCUGAACCCAUUCUGUAUUUAUUGUAGUUCUUUCCUGUCAUAGUUUAGCUCCAGCUAGCAAAUAAGUACAACACAGCUGUUUAUUCACACACUUGUACCUCCAAUGGGAUUGGGAGGAGAAGAGGAAAAAGAUAAAACUCAUUGGUUAAGAUAAGAACAGUUUAAUAAUUGAAUUAAUUUAUAAUAAUAAUAGUAAUCAUAAUGAAAAUGAGAGAGGGAGGAAUAAAAGCCAAGACAGACAAGUGAUGCACAAUGCAAUUUCUCACCACCCACUGACUGAUGACAAGCCUGUUCCUGAGCAGCGAUCAUGCCCUCCUGGCCAACUGUACCCAGUUUAUAUACUGAGCAUGAUGUUCUGUGGUAUGGAAUAUCCCUUUCACCAGCUGGGGUCAGCUGCCCUGACCAUUCUCUCUCCCAGCUUCUUGUGCACCUGCUCCCUGGCAGAGCAUGGGGAACUGAAAAACCCUUCACUUAGGGUAAUCCCUGCUCCACAACAGCGAAAGCAUCAGUGUGUUAUCAACAUUAUUCUCAUACUAAAUCCAAAUGACAGCACUGCACCAGCUACUUGGAAGAAAGUGAAAUCUAUCCCAGCCAAAGCCAGGACAUUUUUUUUCAAUAAAUAUGAAGUCUGUAUUGAAUGGUUGUCUUUCCCUGUUUUGCCCAGGAUUUAACGUGAUGAUUGUAAAGUAAAACCAAGCACUAGUAAUAAGGAUUUCAAAGUAGUCAGGGAGCAGUAUUAAGGUUUCAUUUGAGCUUAGUUCCAAGUGAUACAACUCCACCAUCACACAUGAAUGAAUUUGGCCCAAACAAGAUCAAUCCUACAACUAGAUGAUUUUUAAAAGGUUUAUCUGCAAUGUUAUGAUGCUUUAUCUGUUCACUGUCAUCUGCCAUUAGAAUAGACUUGGACUGGAAACUCCAAGUGGCACAAACUUCCUUUUACUUACCCACAGAGAAAACCUAAAUGUUUGUUUCCAAAUUUCACAAAGAUCCACUUCAAAGAAUUAAGAUUAACUCAGAUUAAGGUAUGCUUGUACAAUGACCAAAUAGCUGAAGUAUGACUGGUUACACAACAAUUUACCAUUAGGGAUUUCAUUGAGGCCACAAAUCUGUAGAGAAAUAAAGGACCAAGAGCGAAAAUCCAUAUGAAGAGACCGUAUUUCUUGUCUUCUAGGGAAGAGCCAUCAGUCAGUGCCUCCUGACUCUGUCCAGGAAGCUGAAAACACCCUCAUGUGAGAUAUUAAUUGCAAUAUUCCUUAAAAUAACCCCUUGGAGCUCAGAACUUCCAUCUGAGACUUGGGCUUCAUUAGACAGUCUCUCUUCUCAUGCAUCCUUGCUCAUAAAACAGCUCUUAAGCCUACAGGGGAAAGAAGUGUUUGAUGGUGCUGCUGUACACUUCAGACGGUUUUGUGCUCCCAGACCAACCUGUGAAGAAAAAUGGCUGGCGGGAGAGGGAGAAGCUAUCCUGGCACCUAACUGACAACAGCAGAAUAUUUGCCCAUUCUUCUGUGAGGUGCAAUUAGAAACUGUUCUUCAAGCCUACAAAACCAAAGAUGGAUGAAAAAGGUCUUAAAACAGUGAUAAAUUGUGAAAUGCUAAGCUGAAACAGUAGUGGAGACUGGCCAAAAGUUAAUGAGCUGAAGGUGAAUACAAGACUAAGAAAUAGGAAUUAAUUGUUGUGACCAGAACAGAACCGACAAGGGAGGAGUACUGGAGAGCAAUUAGGAGCAAGAGAGGCAGAAUGAAGCUGGUGGAUUGCCAGCCUGUUGGCCACAGUCGUAGUGAGUUGGAAUUAAAACCCGGGAAAUCAGGCAAGAUCAACUGUGACUGGUCUUUUAAAACACAACAACUACAUUUUUUUUCAGCUAAAAAGCAAUAAUGUACAAGCAAUAAUACCAAAUUUCUGGAGUUGCCUUUUUCAAAUUGCACCUCUAAUAUUGUCUGAAAUCAUGAGACAUAAAUGCCAAAUAAUCCCCUAAGAAAUAACAAAUAGGAGGGCAACAACCAGCACCAGAAACAAGACCAAAGCGAGGAAUGCAUUUAAGAUGUUUAUUUAUUUAAAAAAAAAUUAAAAAAAAAAAUUAAACCAAAGUAGACCAGCAAAGGGAGAGAAGGCUGUUUUCUAUAGGUAACUGGAAUUAGGAGUUGGGAAAGCCAGUGAUUUAUUUGUGGCUCUUCCAAUUAUUUAUUUUUAUGCAUAGUGAAUAACAGCUGUUUGAAUUUAUAUUUUUAAAUUGUCAUAUUUUUUAUGUCCCUUCUAGCUGAAGAUUUUGUGCAUAGAACUAACACUGGUCUUAUUAACAUAGGUGCAUAAAACACAGGAAUUUUACUAAAGGAAAUUUAAUAGCUACAGGGACUUAAAUAAAAUAAGGCUCUAAUUCCAACAAGUUCAAGGGAAAUUAUCAACAAAUUCUUUGAACAUAUUCUGUGUCCACAAUUCAUUUAAGCAAGUUGCUAAGUGGUUGUGACUCACACCAGUCUGCUGUUUGAUCUCACUGCUGAACAGACUGCUUUUGUCUCCUGAGUUGAAAAUAGGCGGAAGUCCCAAUAUUAAAGAGGUGAAGUGGAAGAGAAGAUGAUUUCUCUGAGACUGGAUUCCCCCUCCUCAUGAUAUUUCAGACUGGGGAGUCCUCAAAUGACAUGUGUACAACUAAAUGGGUUUUGUUUUUAUAGACAUCGACUGGAGGGCUGCAGAGUCUCUCCAGACAGUCAUUAUCUCUACAAAGAAAACUACAAACUUUUUUUUUCUAAUAUCUAAACUAAAUCUUUGCUUUGAUUUAUCCCUUUAUUUUUGACCAGGCUGCUACAGUCACUAUUAUAAUAUGUUCCCAACAUAAAUGGACAUUUUAACAUUACAGUCUCCUUUGGUUUUCUUACUGGUGUUUUCUGAAGUGCUGAGUGACUUCAUCGCUCCAACUUUCUUGGAGGAUGGUGCCCAGAUCCCUUGCAAUCUAACGUAGAUGAUCAUUCCCCUUUGUGUAUAGCUGACUCUUCUUGGGUCAGUCCAUCAGUUAUCAUCCUCAUUUUUCAGACCAUCUUUAUCUUUUCCCAAGGGUAAUUUUUUUUUCAUUCUACCUGUACAAUACUUGCAGUCCUUUUAUAUACAGGUAUCUUUAUGUGUGGGUGAGAGUGAGGAAUCUGCUGGCCUGAUUCUUUAACACAAACACUUGAAUGAGAGUGAGUACCAUCAUCACUAUUUGCUGUAAGGGAUCUGUAUGUGUAAAUUGUAAAGAAAAAUUGUCCUUAUAAUAAACUCUGAGAACCUGCUCAAAUGCUAGAUGAUAGUCCUUAUUUACAAGUGUGAACAUGGACAGUAAAUAUCAAACAAUAUUAAGACACGAUUGUAAAUGUUACCUUGUUAGUGGCAUUUGCACAAUUUUUAUUGUAUUUUUUCUUUGCUCCAAAAAUAUAUUCUGCUGCACUCACCUUCAUUGGCUCUCUUUUUGAUUUGACUAGAUUUUGAAAUCUCUUGUUAGAUUCAUCACAGCUGUCAGCUUUCAAAAGGGGUACUAUUUCCCACCCUUCCUCUUAACCUUGCAGCUGCUCCUUCAGCACGCGUAUCACAUAAAUGAGGCAUUUCAUUAUGCAUUUAUCUUGUCUAUCCAUCUUUUUAUUCCUUUACCCCUUUCCCUUAAAAGAUGAGUGGAAAUGGCAUAUUUAAUGUAACUUACUUUUCUACCUUUUCGCUGAGAGGAAUGUGUAACCUGAAAUCUAUGACCUUUUUUCAGUUAAUCUCUUUUGAUGCACUGUUCUUUAUAGAAGUUUUCUUUUAGAUUCUCUUUCUUCUCUCCCCCUCCCCCUCAGGAACAUCUUUUUUAAGAUUCUCUGUCUUUUAUGGUUCUUUUCCUUUGUUCCUCUGAUCUUUGCUCCAUUGAUCCCUCCCUCAUGGUCUUAUGGUGCCCACUAAUGCUCUUUAUAUUCAUCUUCUCUGUUCCUUCUUGGAAUUGAAAGAAAUUAGAAUAAAA